Molecule: messenger RNA, 683 nt
Organism: Cephus cinctus (wheat stem sawfly)
Lineage: Eukaryota; Metazoa; Arthropoda; Insecta; Hymenoptera; Cephidae
Gene: Bin1
Product: histone deacetylase complex subunit SAP18
Exons: 4
Coding region: 118-585 (155 amino acids)
Biological process (GO): negative regulation of DNA-templated transcription
Cellular component (GO): nucleus
Molecular function (GO): transcription corepressor activity; transcription factor binding
Source: RefSeq, a predicted model, not a curated record
UUUGUUCAAUCUAGUUUUCUACAGAGAAGCGUCCUGAAAGUUACUUCUGUCUACAUAUUUUAUAUUGAAAAAUUUGACUUGUCCUUUGAUAUUUAAAUGCAAAUAAGAUAUUAAAGCAUGACAUCAGUAUUAGAAUCUAUGGUAGUGGAUGAGAAGCAGCUUCCAGAAAAACCUGUUGAUAGAGAAAAGACAUGUCCUCUCCUUCUUCGUGUCUUUUGUAAUAAUGGGCGACAUCACAAUAUUAUGGAGUACAGCAGAGGCAAUGUGCCAUCUAAUGAACUACAGAUUUAUACAUGGAUGGAUGCAACGUUACGAGAAAUCACAGGCCUGGUGAAGGAAGUUAAUCCUGAUGCUCGAAGUAAAGGAACCUACUUUGAUUUCUCCUUGGUGACACCAGAGCUGCGAAACUCUGGAUACAGAAUGCGAGAAAUUGGUGUGACUUGUUCAGGACAAAAAGGGGCUGAUGACAACAAAACUUUAGCGCAAGCAAGAUUUACUAUUGGAGACUAUCUGGACAUUUCCAUAACACCGCCAAACAGAAUGAUGCAACCAGCUGCUAGACGAGGAGGACUGCGUCAAUACUAAGACCUUCAAGCAUAUGAAUUAGCUAUUAAGAAUCGUCGUUAACGAUAUGAAAACGUUCAAAGAGAGUUGAAUAUAAUAAUAAAUUUUUUAAAUUGCAA